Ruditapes philippinarum (Manila clam) is the source of this 2606-nucleotide messenger RNA. RefSeq names its product calcium-activated potassium channel slowpoke-like. NCBI's taxonomy places the organism in Eukaryota, Metazoa, Mollusca, Bivalvia, Venerida, Veneridae. The record is from RefSeq and is a predicted model, not a curated record. Gene Ontology annotation, molecular function: large conductance calcium-activated potassium channel activity. Gene Ontology annotation, cellular component: postsynaptic membrane.
UGGCUAUGUUUAGGAAAGGAGCUACGGCAGUAUUAGCUGCCACGCAGAGUCAGAAUCCUAACCCGUUCAAUAUCAAAGACAAACUGAAGAAGGCAGCUGCGGGAGGUACAGCCAUUGAAGAUGAGACGGCUAAGGAAAAAUGGAUACGUACAGCAACUAAGAUACACCGUCUAUCAAUGCCAACAAGCCCUAGCAAGGCUGUUUUACCAGCGAUGGAGAAAGAAAACCCCGACGUUCCACCAGCUCCAUGGAACAUGUCCUCCGAGAAGUCAGAUGAACCACGCAAGUUUGAUUCUACCGGCAUGUUUCAUUGGUGUCCUGGAAGACCUAUAGAGGAAGCCAUCAUGGACCGUAACAAAGCUGCAUUGACCGUUCUAUGCAAUCAUGUAGUGGUAUGUUUAUUUGCGGACGCCACAUCACCGUUGAUAGGUUUGAGAAAUUUAGUCAUGCCACUGAGAGCUAGCAACUUUCACUAUAACGAACUGAAACAUGUCGUCAUAGUUGGUAACCUAGACUACCUUCACAGAGAAUGGAAAACGGUUCAAAACUUCCCCAAAGUUUGCAUCCUUCCUGGAUCACCAUUAAAUAGAGCUAAUUUACGAGCAGUGAACAUCAACUUGUGUGAUAUGUGUGUGAUAUUGUCAGCCAAGGACCGUAACCUUGACGACCCUCAUCUGGUUGACAAGGAAGCCAUUCUUUGUUCACUUAAUAUAAAGGCAAUGACAUUUGAUGACAGUGUUGGUCUUAUACAGUCAUCAUCUCCAAAUAGUCCCGGCAAUGCAUUAGAUUUUCUGCCACCUGGUUUUAUGCAGGUAAGCAGCCCAUCCAAAACAUCGAGAAGGGGAUCAGCAUGUGGCUCAAAUGUUCCCCUUAUUACAGAACUUGCAAAUGACUCAAAUGUACAAUUCUUGGAUCAAGAUGAUGAGGACGAUCCAGAUACAGAAUUAUACAUGACCCAACCUUUUGCUUGUGGUACAGCUUUUGCUGUUAGUGUACUUGACUCACUUAUGAGCACAAGUUACUUCAACGACAAUGCAUUGACUCUAAUUAGAACAUUAAUAACUGGUGGAGCUACACCUGAGUUAGAGCAGAUAUUGGCUGAGGGGGCAGGUAUGAGAGGAGGUUACUGCACGCCCGCUGUUCUUGCUAACAGGGAUAGAUGUAGAGUUGCUCAAGUCUCAUUGUUUGAUGGACCACUAGCGCAAUUUGGGGAAGGUGGUACCUAUGGUAACCUAUUUGUACAUGCACUAAGAAACCAGGGUGUUCUGUGUAUUGGUCUGUAUAGGUUUCGUGAUACGAAUGCAACAGAAAAGAGUCCCUCAUCAAAACGUUAUGUGAUAGCUAACCCUCCGGAAGAUUUCAAAUUGCUCCCUACUGAUCAGGUGUUUUGUCUAAUGCCCUGUAAUCUAUCUAAAAGUUCCAACUCCUUACCAAAUGGGAAUGAUAAAACUUUUUUGUCUCCAACCAUUUUCCAGUCCGAAGACAAAAAAGAGGUCCCCCUCACAUCACAUAGCAGAACCUGAAAAUACCCAGUUUGGCACAGACUUCAUGGCAUAAAAGGACAACCUGACAUUCAACUGCUCAGCAUAAAACAUAAUGGCAUUACAUAUUCAGAAGCUGAAAAAAUACCUUGAAUUCGGGUCAUAUACGAGGAAACUAUGUGUUUGCUUCCUUCAUCAAACAUAAAAUGGACUUGUCCAUCUUUGAAUCCGGACAAAACCAUUCAUCAUCCUUAGGGAUACUUUCAAAAAUAUGUACAGACUGAAUAGAGAACAGUGCAGAUCAUCAUCAGAUGGCAAAGAAACAAGGGAAUUUUCUUCAAUAGUUGACCUUCUGGAGUGCAAUAAAAUCUAGUACAUGUAUUACAUAAUGAUAUGUCAUGUCUGCUCCAUUGCAAUGGUAAUGGUGGAAAAUUUAUUUGGUGUCAAUUGUAUGGCUUUAAACUCAAAAUGUAAUAAUUUCAUUUCAGCUGUAAGAUUAAUAUAUUCAUACAUUACAAAGAACGUCAAUAACUACAUUUAUAUAUAUACAAAAGGAAAAGAUUGUGAUAGACUAAUUGGCUUUGAUACAUCACUGUGAGAUCGAGUGACCAUUACCAUACCAUCAGAUACCAUUUAUAUUGAGCAAUACACCGCAAUAAUGUAUUCAUCACAAGUAAAAAAUAGCCUGUAUGAAAUCAGGACUGCGGUUGCGAAAUUUGGGGACAGAAUCGUUACUGUAAAACAACUAUAGGCUGUAUAUAGAGUUAAAAGCUACUUUAGUUAGUAAAAGUAAAAUAAUCUGUGAACAGUUUUUGAUGGAGAUUAUGAAUCAUUCCAAGUUGAGGAAGAAACUGGAUCAUUGACAUUAUUUUAAUGUCAGAUCAAGAUCAUAUUUUUAUGUUUGAGUAUAUCCGUCUGCCUCUGUAUACCACCACUAACCGUUUUGUGUCUGCUGGAUAUGUAUGUUUAAUAAUGAAGUCUGUCAUUUGUAUAAUCAAAAUAAAAGUGAAUAGUUAAGCGAGGGAUGACCGCAAAACUGUUGUAAGACCUUCUUUAUUUCAUAUAAGUUACAACAGUUUUGCAGUCAACCCUUGAAUUGCACUUACAGAAAAAAGAAAAAAAUCA